UGUUUUAAGUUUCAAAUGCUGUAUCAUUUUCAGGGAGACUAUUCUGCUGCUGCAUGCAAUAUUGACCAUAAGUGGUCUCUGUCUUUUGUUCUAUUAACUCAUCUUUUUCUUUUUUACAGAGCUGUAGGGAAAACAUGCCUGCUUAUCAGUUACACCACCAAUGCGUUUCCUGGAGAGUAUAUUCCCACUGUCUUUGACAACUAUUCUGCAAAUGUAAUGGUUGAUGGCAAACCGGUUAAUCUAGGACUGUGGGAUACAGCUGGACAGGAGGACUAUGACAGAUUGCGCCCCCUAUCGUACCCCCAAACGGAUUGGGUUUUAACAGUGAUGACAGACGUCUUCUUAAUCUGCUUUUCACUUGUGAGUCCUGCAUCCUUUGAAAAUGUCCGCGCUAAGUGGUAUCCUGAGGUGAGACACCAUUGCCCAAACACUCCUAUCAUUCUUGUGGGCACCAAGCUGGAUCUGAGAGAUGACAAGGACACAAUUGAGAAACUAAAGGAGAAGAAACUCACUCCCAUCACCUACCCACAGGGACUGGCCAUGGCUAAAGAGAUUGGCGCCGUGAAAUAUCUGGAAUGCUCUGCACUUACACAGCGAGGCCUGAAGACGGUGUUUGAUGAAGCUAUCCGAGCAGUGCUGUGCCCACCCCCCGUCAAGAAGACGAAGAAAAAAUGCAUGAUUCUGUAAACUGCCUUCUCAGUCUUUGCUUUCCUCAAAACAUUUGAAUAUGGCAUUUUUCUUCCUAUUCUAAUUAGUGUUUCCUAUCUUCCAUAAUCUUACCUUUUAAAUAAAAUCCCAGUUAGCUUUCAUGAUUUAGUUUUGAAAACAAAUAUUGAAAUGUGCUGCCUUCUAAACAUUUUAUAACUUGCUGAAAUUUCGCAAAAAAAAAUCCCAUCAAACAAUUUUUCCUUUACUUCGUAGAGUUCCCAUUGUUUGUUUACAGUCUUCAAAGUGUUGCCAAAACUAUCCACUGUAAAUAAUGAAACAUUGGAAGUCCUACUGCAAACACAAACUAAUUUUUUGUUGUUUUAUUAUGGUUUACAUCUGUUUUAAGGAAACUAAAUCUGGCUUUGUUAAAGGUUUUUUUUUUUUUUUUUAAAUAGUAAUGGUUACAUAGUUUUAAAAAAAUACUAACUUCUAGUUUUUAAAAAAUUGCUUAAAUGUUAUCCGAGGUGUGGUAUUGUAGUGUGCAACUAUUGAACACUAACCUGUGUUUACUGUAUGCUUAUAAAAAUUACUGUAUUCAAUGGUUUGAGAUUCACAAUUAAAUGUGUUAUUGUUGCAAGAGAUGCAAAUUAAUCCAACUCUUGCUGCUGCAAUUUAAAAUCCAAAAAGAAACCGCUGUAACUUUUUGCGAAGGUAUUAUUCUGUCCCUCUCACCCCACUCAUAUAUAGAGGAAAUAGGAAACCUAAGGAUCCCUUUUUGUGUGAAACUGCAGUAUUGCUAAGAUUAGUUUUGGCAGAGAUUUGAUUAUUUGCGCUACUAAGUAUCAAAAAUAACUGACCUGCAACAUCUAGGUUGUAGUGGUGCAACAGCUAGCCAGAUUUUAUGACAUGGAUCUUGCAUUCAGGAUUUCUCUACCACUUUUGGUAUUGGGGCAUUUAUAUGGUAAUCAGUCAUUCUCAUAACUAUCUUGAUUAUCUUCCUUUCUUUAAAAAGCACAUUUUAAAUCCAAGUAACAAAGCCUGUGUGAGACUUAAAACAUCAGUUUGGGUAAUAAAGAUGUUCAACUAAAACCCAAUUUGCCUAUUGCGUAGGCUGGUUCGUUAUUACAAACAAUCUGGUGUUCUUUGGUGUUGCAAUCCUGUGAUUGUUUUAAUUUUAAGCUACAUUAAAGUUUCACAUCACUAUUUUAAACUAACACUGUAAGUCUCAUGUGGUGCAGUACCUCAUUUAAUAGAGCUGUAACUCUUGAUUGUGUUGCUUCCUACAUUAAGGUUUUUAAUAUUGCUGCAGAUAUUCUACAAUAUACUAUAUUUAGUGAGUGGUAGAAGGAGUUUUAGAAUUUCAAUGUGAUUUUUAUAGUGAAAUUGCAUUUUAUGCUCAACCUUUUGAACCACUGGAACAAAACAUUUACUAGGAUAUGCAGGUAGGUGUCUCGACAUUCCUGCUGAUGUAUUUAACAGAAUAUUCUACAUGCAUGAGUGAGCUCAAUUCAUCACUUUACCAGUAUCAGCUUUGGUCAUUUAUAUUUCUGAAAGCAAGGUGCUUUAUUUUUCACACCUUGGAAAAUUGGUAAUACUUUUCUGGAUUUCAACAAAGCCAAUAAACUUUAAUUAAAAAUAAAA
Messenger RNA from Polyodon spathula (Mississippi paddlefish), 2289 nucleotides. Its product is annotated as ras-related C3 botulinum toxin substrate 1-like. Gene Ontology annotation, cellular component: cell projection; cytoskeleton; cell cortex. The record is from RefSeq and is a predicted model, not a curated record. The transcript is spliced from 6 exons. Lineage: Eukaryota; Metazoa; Chordata; Actinopteri; Acipenseriformes; Polyodontidae. Gene Ontology annotation, biological process: establishment or maintenance of cell polarity; regulation of cell shape; regulation of actin cytoskeleton organization. The coding region runs from base 16 to 687 and encodes 223 amino acids. Gene Ontology annotation, molecular function: protein kinase binding; GTP binding; GTPase activity.